AUGAACGAGGAAGAGCGUGAAUUUUUUGAAAAAAUGGGAAUUGAAUUUACAAGAGUUAUUGCAGAAGGUGGAUUUGGAGUUAUUUACCUUGUUUUCCACACGAAGUAUCAGCAGCAUUUUGCCCUGAAAAAGAUUCCAGAAGACCGAUUCAAAGAAGAAGAGAUCGAAUGCCUCAAAACGCUAGAUAAUCCUAAUAUUAUCAACUUGUACAAUUAUUACAGAUUUCAAGGAUACGUUUAUCUUUUAAUGGAAUAUUGCCCGUUUGAUCUUUAUCAUUUCUUGAAAAAGAAUCCAGAAAUUUCAAUUGAACAACUUAGAAAGUACUGCUAUGAUAUCCUUCUUUCCAUUAAAGCUUGCCAUGAUCAUAAUAUUGCUCACAACGAUAUUAAGCCAUCCAACUUCUUGCUUGACAAAUAUGGCCGUAUAAAAGUAUGCGAUUUCAGUUUAUCGUCCGUUUAUGAAGAUUCCAAGUGCAAAUCCACUUACAAAGGAACAAUGCUCUUUAUGGCACCAGAACUAUUCCAUCACAAGGACUAUAAUCCAUUAAAAGCCGAUAUCUGGGCUCUUGGAGUUACUUUCUUCUACAUGGCAACACAGCAGUACCCAUUUUAUGCAACUGAUCGAAAUGUUUUGAAAAAGAUUGUUGAAACUGGUGUUUAUUCCUAUUUCAACAUAGAAAAUCAAGAUCUAUGCCAUAUUAUCGGUCGUUGCUUGUGUGUUGACCCAGAAAACAGAGCAAGCGUUGAUGAAUUACUUUCAUUGCCAUUUUUCGAUCCUUUGGUCUCACGCCGUAUGCAUAAGAAAGCUGCUGGAAUCAAAGUUACUCAGUCCCAAAAUUCAAUCAUUGUUAAGCCAAUUACAAGCUUAAGAGGCAAAAUCCACGACCGCUCCUCAUUAAUUCCAUUCAAGAUGAGGACAGUUAAAGGAUUUUUCAUGGAUAACAGAAAAUAA
Messenger RNA from Trichomonas vaginalis G3, 951 nucleotides. RefSeq names its product protein serine/threonine kinase protein. Gene Ontology annotation, biological process: protein phosphorylation. Bases 1 to 951 code for a protein of 316 amino acids. The transcript has a single exon. NCBI's taxonomy places the organism in Eukaryota, Parabasalia, Trichomonadida, Trichomonadidae. The record is from RefSeq and is a predicted model, not a curated record. Gene Ontology annotation, molecular function: ATP binding; protein kinase activity.